AUGAUGAUGCAGGGUCUGAGAUCUUGCCGGUCGGCCGGGCUACUCCGGCAGCAGCUGAAUCGAAUUCUCUGCCACAGCCAACGUCCAUCUCCGGUUCGACCCGUCUCGCCACUUGGGCAUCCAUUCCAUGAUGUCCGUCCGCUUAGUCAUACAUUCCUUGCUGUCCGUCCGUUCAGGACUGAACCAUUCUGCUCACUUCAUUUGAAGCCCCCAGCAUUUCAUCUUGGAUUUGUCUCCGUGCGACACAAAAAUGCUUACGUUGUCGAAAGACUGGGGAAGUACUUGAAGACGUUGGACGAGGGCUUUCAUCUGCUUAUUCCACUCGUUGACCGGAUAACUUUUGCGUAUAAUUUGGAAGACAAACCUGUAUUCAUCCAGCAGCAAACGGCUAUCAGUCAGGAUAACUGCAUCCUAUCCUUUGAUGGACAUUUCUCUGUCAAGGUGGUGGACCCUUUUAAGGCAUCAUAUCGCCUCUCAAACCCACUUUUUACAAUUGUCUGGAAGACUGGGAACCACAUGAGACAUGAGAUGGCUAAGAUGAGCAUAGAAGAGAUCUUUAAGUCACGGACUAUCUUGUGCCAGAGAACGGAAGAAACAGUCAAUGAGGCGGCUAAGGAGUGGGGACUUGUAUGCCAUCGAUUUGAGUUAGGCACAAUUGUUGAGCAUGAAACGGUGGAAGAAUCCAUUAUGAAGCAGGCUGCAACUAUUGCAGCCCGUGAACUGAGAAGGAAGUUAGGAGAGUCAGAAGCCAUCCUUGCUGAAUCUCAAGCGACAGCAAAUGGAAUAACCAUGAUGUCAGAAGCACUAAGCUCUGAACCCAGUAACUUGGCUGAUUCGAAAGGUGGCGUGCAGUCCCAGGAGGGUGCAAACUCACUUAUCUUCGACAGUGUUAAAUUACCGCCCCCGCCAAUUACUAUAGGAAUUGUGGUUGUAGGUAGUGGUUUUGUCUAUGUAGUCGAAGAACUGGGUGCGUUUGCAAAAAUCUUAACCGCUGGAAAAAUACAUAUUAUUAACCUUGCUACCCAGCGGGUAGCUUAUUGCUACUCUCUCCGUGAUCACUCAAUUUCUCUCAACUCUAUGGAAGUUAUCACGAAAUUCUUUGGGAGAGUGUGGCUGGAUCUUGUUGUCUACUUUAAGGUAGUUGAACCUAGUCUGACAGCAGUUAAGGUGGAUGUUCCCACUUUUCGUGUGGAGCAACGGGCCAAGUCAAGUGUGCUUAGAGUAGCCCAAGAGUUUACUCUUGAAGAGCUGAUGAUUAAUAGAAAAGUAGUUUGCCAGAAAGUUAUGGAUUUGAUAAAUGAAGUUGCUGAGGGUUGGGGCCUCAAAUGUCUACGUGUUGACCUUGGGAGAAUUGAUAUACGUGCGUGGGACGAUGGAAAAGCAAGCAAAGAGCGAGAAUCAGUCAAUGAGGCGGCUAAGGAGUUGGGACUUGUAUGCCUUGGAUUUGAAUUAGGCAAAAUUGUUUUUAGUGAAAAGGUGGAAGCAUCCGUUAGAAGGCUAGAUAGAUCAGUCCGUGAAUGGAGAAGUUUGUUAGGAGAAACAGAAUCCAUCCUUCCGGAAUCUCGAGCCACGGGAGAAGUACAAGUUUCAGCCUCUGAACCCAGGUAUUUGGAUGUAGAGUCCCCUGGUUUAGAUUGGUUGCAAAGGGCCAUAAGGUUCUACGAAGUUGCCAACUUGGACUCUUUUGGAGAUUAUUUUUGGAACCAAGUUUUGAGCUUUUUUGCCAAGCGGAUAGUCCGCUGCAUGUUUGCUCCGAAACGUUUAAAGUUACGUACCUUUGACAGUGUUCAAUUAAAACCGCCGCUGAUUCGUGGAGAGAGUGUGAAAGUCGAGGAAGGUGUUGUCUAUGUCGUUGAAGAACUAGGGGUGCUUGUAAAAAGUUUAACUCCCGGAAAACAUAGGAUUGACCUCCUCACCCAGUAUAUACCUUUUGCAUAUUCCGUCCAGGUGCAUACGUUCUCUUUGAACAAUAUGUACGCUUCGACAAAACAUUUUGAGAGAGUGUGGCUAGAUUCUACAUUCUCUUUCAAGGUGGUUCAACCUAUACUGACAGCAUAUCGGGUGGAUGAUGUAACUUUUUGUGUGACACAACGGGCAACCUCAAGUUUGUACGAUGUAGCUCAGCAGUUUACUGUCCAAGAGCUGUUGAGUAAGAGAGAUGUAGUUCACCAGAAAAUUAUGGAUUUGAUUAAUGAACUUGUUCAGGUUUGGGGCGUGGAAUGUGUCGCUUUUGAGAUCAAGAAAAUUGAUGUAGAUGGGAGACAUGCUAGCGGCGAUCAAAGAUAG
Oldenlandia corymbosa var. corymbosa is the source of this 2286-nucleotide messenger RNA. Lineage: Eukaryota; Viridiplantae; Streptophyta; Magnoliopsida; Gentianales; Rubiaceae. The record is from the annotation of a GenBank genome assembly.